AUGUCAGAUAACAUUCAUAAACCAGGGCACAUUGUUUGUUACAGGUGUAUUAAACAAACUACUGAUGUUGGGCUAGGGCAAUCCACAUGCGUAGGCAUUAGUAAUAGUGGGGAUCCUUUUAAUGGGACCAACUUUGUUGACUGCAUGAGAAAAUUCAUUUGUGAUCCUCAUCGUUUCUAUUUAUCAAGUGAUAGAAAAAUGGGUUUCAAAAUUGAGCAAUUCAACUAUCUAAAUUGCCAACAGAGUUGUGGAUGGAAGUGGUUUACAUCAGUUGUGGUCACCUACGAAAAUGCAAUCCGUUUUCCGAAUAAAAAAAAAAAAAUCACGAUUUUCGGUUCAACCCCAUCGCCAAA
Molecule: messenger RNA, 353 nt
Organism: Lactuca saligna
Lineage: Eukaryota; Viridiplantae; Streptophyta; Magnoliopsida; Asterales; Asteraceae
Source: the annotation of a GenBank genome assembly